Messenger RNA from Phaeodactylum tricornutum CCAP 1055/1, 1160 nucleotides. RefSeq lists its product with no specific name. The transcript has a single exon. Gene Ontology annotation, biological process: tRNA methylation; RNA (guanine-N7)-methylation. Lineage: Eukaryota; Bacillariophyta; Bacillariophyceae; Surirellales; Neidiaceae. Gene Ontology annotation, molecular function: tRNA (guanine(46)-N7)-methyltransferase activity. Gene Ontology annotation, cellular component: tRNA methyltransferase complex. The record is from RefSeq and is a predicted model, not a curated record. The coding region runs from base 1 to 939 and encodes 312 amino acids.
AUGGCAGAUGCGCAUGUCACCGAGAAUUCCAGCUCUAGCGAAAUACCCACGACAGAGCAAUCUAAUCCGAGUAGUAAUGAAAGAGAAGCUAGCAUUAUCCUCAAUGGAAUCCAGCGAAAUUACCAAUCGCGGAAGCCAAAAUGGUGGCGACAGCUCUCGGGAAAGGCUACCAAAGGACAGAGGCGUUGCAUGGCCGAAAUGCAGUCGCAUCGACUAAAGACGCCGGCGUACAGAGAAUUCUUUCAGUUUGACCACAUAUUCGGCAGAGCAGAUCCGACAGUUGGUGUGGAAAUCGGUUUCGGCAGCGGACACAAUUUGCUCUGCCUUGCACAAAAGUAUCCCGACAUUUACUGGAUCGGAUCCGAGAUACACAAACCGGGUCUCGGUAAGGUAUAUCUAAAGAUUAAGGAAGGGAUUCGUCGGAAGGCCUUGUGGACGGGCUACACUAUCUACCGCGAAGAACUAGAUCCUGCCUUUGGUGGAUCUCAUCCGGAAAACGUGAAUGAGAAAGAUGAAUGGAUUGACACUAACGAGCCACUUGAACACCACCCCUAUUCCAAUUUGCGUUUGUGCGGGGAUGGCGUCAAGAUUCUUCCGUACCUGGACGAAGCAACAGUCGAUUUGUUUCUGGUAACGUUUCCGGAUCCCUUCCCCAAGGAACAUCAACAGCGAUGGCGUAUUUUCCAGACCAGCACUGUCAAAGAAAUGCGGCGUGCUCUGAAGCAAAAUGGCAAAUUGUUUCUGGCAACGGACGAUGAGAGAUGUUUUCAGUGGGCACAAGAUGUAGUUGAUCGAGUUAAUGCGGAAUCUGAGUGUUUUGCAAGACUUUUGGCGUGUCCGCCUCGACAGGAAUGGUUGCCAUGCGUCAGCCAAUACGAGCUCCAAGGCUGGGCCGAAGGACGGGAAACCAAUACAAUAUGCUGGGAAGCAAUUGGAUAGUUCCAGAAUACUCUACCCGAGAAUUUGGUGUUUUCACCGGCCUGUAGCUAAAGAGAGGGGAAACGGCCAACUGCUGUCAGAAAAAAGCUUCUCGUUGUUGCUGUACACGAGACCUUCCUAUGUGGGUUUCGCGGGAAAACCAGCCUGCAAACUUUUUAUAUCCGCACAGUAUACUGUCAGUUCCCACGAAAUUCCGAAAGGAGGUAGCUGUCUAAUUAUUU